UUUUCAUUCCCAAAUCCAUACUUCAAUUUCAUUCUAGAAAAAUACACCUAAUAAAUAAAUUAAAAAAUUUGGGACGGGAAAUUUAUACAGAAAAUUCUUCAAAAAAUUACAAUUUUUCUUUUUUUUCUUUCCUUUUCUAAUCGAAAUGAAGGAUGACGACACUCUGCCGACGACGACGACAGUGAAUGUGAAAAAGGAAAGCGCAGAUUCCUGCUUAUUUGGCAGAGGCCGUUACAAGUUCUGGGCAUUUGCCGCGAUUCUGUUACUUGCAUUCUGGUCGAUGUUCACCGGAACCGUUACCCUCCGUUGGUCCGCCGGUAAUCUUAACCGUCUUUCUGAUGAUAUUAGUAGCCCCAUUCACGACGAUCUAGAUGUCCUUGAAAUGGAGGAGAGGGAGAAAGUCGUGAAUCAUAUGUGGGAUGUGUACACUAACAGCCGUCGGAUUAGAUUGCCGAGAUUUUGGCAAGAGGCGUUUGAAGCUGCCUACGAGGAGUUAACCAGUGAUGUGCCUGGAGUUAGAGAGGCCGCAAUUACUGAGAUCGCGAAGAUGUCCGUGCGCUACGUGGAUUUUGAUCCACCUCCCGUCAUAUCAACGAGUGUAAGGGAACUGAGCAAGGGUCUAAAACGAUCACUGAAUGGUGGACCAGAGUAACUUCAAGCGGAAGUGGUCAAUGAUGCGAAGGUUGCUUGAUCUUAGGAGUUAAAAAUUCUUCAUCACUUUUUAUACUCUCAUUUUGGUGGAGAGCUGCCCAAGUUUAUCAGAGGUCACGGUCGGAAAAAACCAUAUAGUUCACGUUUGUUAUCACAGGGACAAACUAUGUAUUUAUCUUAGUUAGGUUCAUAAUUCUUUUUUAAGUUGUUGCUGUCAAUGUUUUGUUCUAUGGAUUUGGCAGUAAAGAGGAUUAAUAAGCCAUCAUAAGUGCACAUUUUGAACAAUCAAAUGAUUCAGACUGAAAUUAAACAAGAU
Molecule: messenger RNA, 967 nt
Organism: Hibiscus syriacus
Lineage: Eukaryota; Viridiplantae; Streptophyta; Magnoliopsida; Malvales; Malvaceae
Exons: 3
Coding region: 146-652 (168 amino acids)
Source: RefSeq, a predicted model, not a curated record